Messenger RNA from Volvox carteri f. nagariensis, 2039 nucleotides. RefSeq lists its product as uncharacterized. Gene Ontology annotation, molecular function: small GTPase binding. NCBI's taxonomy places the organism in Eukaryota, Viridiplantae, Chlorophyta, Chlorophyceae, Chlamydomonadales, Volvocaceae. Gene Ontology annotation, biological process: vesicle-mediated transport. The transcript has 10 exons. The record is from RefSeq and is a predicted model, not a curated record. The coding region runs from base 1 to 1125 and encodes 374 amino acids. Gene Ontology annotation, cellular component: Golgi apparatus; membrane.
AUGCAGGGAGCUGGACCGCCAGGUGGUCACAAUCCCUUUGGGCCAGCGAGCCAGGGCGCGUACCCAGCGUACAACGUCAACACCACGGCGCAGUUCGCCGAUGAGGUGAUGCCCGCAGCUCCCCAAGGGCCACCGCCCUCAGCUUCCUUUGCACCAGUCCAGCAAGGAGCUUGGGGACCCCCAGCACCCCCAGGCGCGGGGUACGGGCCACAGCAUGUCGCCCUGCAGUUCACAGACACGACAGCGCCACAAUACGUGGCGGGCAAUAUUCAACGACAGGAGGAGCGGCAAAUCCUAGACGGCGGCCCCGGGGGAAGCGCCAGCGCCAGCACCCCCAAGGAGGAUUACACCAAGUAUCCUUUCUACAAUGUGCGGCGUUACCGGGAGUACUUUGAUGUUGACACGAAGGACGUCCUUUGGCGAGUGGGUAACUCCAUGAUCGGGGCCUUCCGACCCAACUUUAUGGAGGUCACCAUGAAGAACCCCGACCUCAUCCUCAACACAACAACGCGCUUGAUUCUUGGUCGUUUGAGUCGGUACGGUCCGUUUUGGACCGCCACCACGCUCAUUUUCGUGACGGCUGUGGUGGGCAACUUUGUGGACUACAUCGAAUGGCGUCGCGGGACCGGCACCAGCAGCCCCCCGCCGCCGUCACCGCUAAUGUCGUCAUCACCUCCACCUACUGCUCUCUCCAACGGUGCUGGCCGCUUGCUGCUUAGCUCCAGCGACACCGACUUUACAAAGAAUCAGUGGUUCACGGACUAUACCAAGCUCGCCACUUCAGCCGCCAUCUUCUACGGCUACAUCUUCAUUGUGGGUCUCGUCCUGUUCUUUAUUGUCAAGUGGUUUAAGGGCGAGCUGCGAUUGGCCAACGUGUUCUGUAUCUACGGCUACUGUAUGACCAUCUACAUUCCCGUCUCCAUCGCCUGCAUCGUCCCCUACGACUGGGCGCGCUGGGUGAUGGUAAUGACCGCUACAGCCCUCUCGGCAGGCUUCCUGUUCAUGAACUUCAGAGCCACGAUAUACAGCGCAGCGCCAGCGAGAGCUGUGCUGGUGCUACUGCUCAUCGUUCUGGCCCACAUCGCGCUGGGUCUGGGCCUAAAGCUGUAUUUCUUCCAGUAUUAGGCGCAGCAUAACCACGAUACAGCCGCUGCACCGCCUCUUCAUCGCCUCCUGCUCGCCGUCCUCUCCGUGCUGGGGAGGCCGGUUGUGGCUUUACGAGACGUCGAGCUUCUGGGGCUCCCACGCGCAACCACGCAGCAACAUCCCACGAUGCAUCCUGUGUGUGGGAGCGGCUGGUGGCAAAGCUGCUGACGCGCCCACAGCCGGGGGUCUGUGCUUGGAGAGGUUGUACAUCGUUAGCCUCGCUGGUAGCUGGUUGGUACAAAGAGUCGGCGGUGGCGAUUAUGGCGAUGUGGGAUUGGAAUGAGAUGCUUGUGCGUAUUGGCAGUAUAUGGUCUAUACUGUUUGUUGUUUAUCGUGUACCGUGUCGUACGUAUGUUUUGGUAGGUACACGGGGACAAGGGCACAGGCAGUCAGCCGCAUAUGCAUUGUUGUUGCUGGGUGCAUUGGGAUUUUUGCAGGAAGCGAAUGGCGAGUACUGAUACCAGCGCCCCAAAGUAUCAAAAGCCGAAGCGGCAGCUUCUGUGGGAAAGAUGCCGUCCUGUGAUUCUUUUUCCUUAGGAGUUCCCCCUCGGCCUCUGCGGGGGUAAGGAGCAUUGGGUGUAAUGCCGCUUUUCCGCAGCGGGCGGGAAAAGGAGGGUGGGAGCUACUCCGUCGACACGGGGAGGAAGACUCUGUGGUCUCCUCGCCUUUCGGCCGCAGGGGACUGCAUUGCGAUAGCUGACUGGCUAGAUCCGCGAUAGGGGCCUCGCGGAUACGUGAGUGGGCCUCAUCUCGAAUGUAGGAAUAUUGCUGUUGUUGAGCUGUGAACUUCCUUUGCCAGGCUGGGGCGCUGCUUUUCAGGAUUGUUGGGGGCCCUGGCUGGCACACAUACGCCUGUAAAAAGCUCUAUUGCAUACCCUGCAAUAGCGGUGAUG